AUGAAACAACAUUUUAAUCCACUCUCUCUCUCCGCUUCUUUCACUCGCUCUCUCUCCGCUUCUUUCGCUCUCUCUCCGCUUCUUUCGCUCUCUCUCCGCUUCUUUCGCUCUCUCUCUCUCUCUUCUCCGCUCUCUUCUCUCUCUCUCUUCUCUUGCUCUCUCCUUCUCUCGCUCUCUCUCCCUUCUCUGCUCUCUCUCCGCUCUCUCUCUCUCUUCUUUCGCUCUCUCUCCUUCUCUAGCUCUCUCUUCUCUCUCUCUCCUUCUUUCUCUCUCUCUCUCUCUCUCCUUCUUUUCUCUCUCUCUCCUCUUUCUCUCUCUCUCCGAUUCUUUCUUUCUCUCUCUCUCUCUCUCUCCCUUCUUUCUUUCUCUCUCUCUCUCCCUUCUUUCUUUCUCUCUCUCUCUCCCUUCUUUCUUUCUCUCUCUCUCUCCCUUCUUUCUUUCUCUCUCUCUCUCUCUCCAUUUCCUUUCUCUCUCUCUCCGAUUCUUUCUUUCACUCUCUCUCUCUCUCCGAUUCUUUCUUUCACUCUCUCUCUCUCUCUCCGAUUCUUUCUUUCACUCUCUCUCUCUCUCCGAUUCUUUCUUUCACUCUCUCUCUCUCUCUCCGAUUCUUUCUUUCCUCUCUCUCUUCGAUUCUUUCUUUCUCUCUCUCUCUCUCCGAUUCUUCUUUCCUCUCUCUCUCUCGAUUCUUUCUUUCUCUCUCCUCUCUUCUUUCUUUCUCUCUCUCUCCUCUCCGAUUCUUUCUUUCCUCUCUCUCUCUCUCUCCGAUUCUUUCUUUUCUCUCUCUCUCUCUCUCUUUCCUCUCUCUCUCUUUCACUCUUCUUCCUUCUCUCUCUCUCUCUCUCUCUCUUUUCCCUUCCCCCUCCGUGUUUGCUUUCAUUCUCUCUUUCUACUUCUUGCCCCCAUUGUCUGUCCACUUUUACCUCUUUCUCGUCACUUUUCACUCUGAUUUAA
Acanthosepion pharaonis is the source of this 951-nucleotide messenger RNA. Lineage: Eukaryota; Metazoa; Mollusca; Cephalopoda; Sepiida; Sepiidae. The record is from the annotation of a GenBank genome assembly.